This is a messenger RNA of Tachyglossus aculeatus (Australian echidna), 1451 nucleotides long. Its product is annotated as DNA damage-regulated autophagy modulator protein 1-like. The transcript has 7 exons. Bases 33 to 749 code for a protein of 238 amino acids. The record is from RefSeq and is a predicted model, not a curated record. Gene Ontology annotation, biological process: regulation of autophagy. NCBI's taxonomy places the organism in Eukaryota, Metazoa, Chordata, Mammalia, Monotremata, Tachyglossidae. Gene Ontology annotation, cellular component: lysosome.
GGGCCUCCGAGCCCGUCGCCCGGCCCGCCAGGAUGCUGGCCAACUUGCAGGGGGUGGCCUGCCUCCCCUUCCUCCUGGUCACCUGGUCCUCCGCCGCCUUCAUCGUCUCCUAUGUCAUCGCGGUGCUGGAAGGGCACGUCAACCCCUUCCUUCCCUACAUCAGUGACACAGGAACGACACCUCCAGAGAGUGGCAUCUUUGGAUUUAUGAUUAACAUUUCAGCAUUUCUUGGUGCAGCCACAAUGUACACAAGAUUUAAAAUAGUGAAGAAACAAAGUGAAACUUCACACUUUAUCAGCCCUGUGUUUAACAUUGUGUCCUUUGGUCUUGGAUUGGUGGGCUGUAUUGGAAUGUGCAUUGUAGCAAAUUUUCAGGAAUUAGCCGUUCCGGUGGUCCACGAUGGAGGUGCACUUUUAGCUUUCGUCUGUGGGGUCGUGUACACCCUCCUUCAGUCCAUCAUCUCUUACAAGUCAUGCCCACGAUGGAAUAGUGUUACUAUGAGCCGUAUAAGGAUGGUCAUCUCUGCUGUAUCGUGUGCUGCUGUUGUUCCCAUGAUUGCAUUUGCUUCGCUGAUCUCCAUAACUAAAUUGGAAUGGAAUCCAGAUGAAAAGGAUUAUAAGAAUCAUCUAGGGAGUGCAAUUUGUGAAUGGACAGUGGCCUUUGGCUUCAUCUUCUAUUUUCUAACCUUUAUCCCAGAUUUCCAGGGUGUGACUAUAAAAGCAACAAUGGAAAUACAAAACAUCGAGUGAAGCUGGAACUUCACCAUGGCAUUGUGAGCUACAGGGGCCUGCUGGGGGCCCACCCUUGCCUGAGCAAACUGCCCACCGUCGUGGGCGACCAGACCUCACGUCUCUCAGGAGCAGGGCCACUUCAGAAGCCGGGCCCAGGCAGCUGUGGCCCUGUGUCUCUCGGGGCCCACCUUCUCCUUCCCAUCUCCUUCCCGGCAGUCCACUUCCCAACCCCCCUCGGGAGCUGGGAGCCACCACAGCCCGCUUCCCCGACCCUGUGGAGACGACAACAGUUGGGAAGCAAAGACUGUGGUGUAGAGUGGGAAGGAACCUCAAGACUGCCUCCUCUGAGUAUACUGUUCUCUUUGCCAUCUUUGCUCUUAAUUUUUGAUUCUUGUCAUCUUCAGAUGUUCCUGUUGUCUGUAAUUUGCUGUGUAAUUUAUUCCUCUUUUAUACGUUUCUAUCCUCCUCGACUUAGAUUGUGAGCCCAGUAUGGGACAGGGUCUGUGUCUGGGUUGCUUAAUCUUGAACCUACCCCAGCGCUUUGCACAGUGUUUUGCACAUGGAAGCACUUAAUAAACACUAUGGUCAACUAACUGAAUUCCAGAUGGUUGGAGUUUACAGUCAGAACCUUGCAUUUUUAAAAAAUGUAUAUAGAUUCACAUGGAGCUAUUAUGGGCUCCCUUUUUUAAACAUUUGAGAAUUGUAGAAUAAGUGAGCCAG